Molecule: messenger RNA, 1515 nt
Organism: Naegleria fowleri
Lineage: Eukaryota; Heterolobosea; Eutetramitea; Acrasida; Naegleriidae
Exons: 1
Coding region: 1-1515 (504 amino acids)
Biological process (GO): carbohydrate transmembrane transport
Cellular component (GO): membrane
Molecular function (GO): carbohydrate transmembrane transporter activity
Source: RefSeq, a predicted model, not a curated record
AUGGCACUCUUUCUCGGUGGCACCUUGACAGCCACUGCUCAGGAGUACUCUGCUUCUGCCAACAACAACCAAGUGUUGACUUUUUCUGAGACUAUUACUACUGCACUUGCUUCUGAAACUAUUACUACUAUUACUAAUACUGCUGCUACUGAUGCUGCUACUGACUCCUCCUCCUCGGACUCUUCCACCACCACCACUAAUACCAUUCUAGGAUAUGUUGGUGCCAUCAUUGCCAUUCUCUUUUAUGGUAGUAACUAUGUAGUCACAAAGAAAUAUCCAACAGGUGAUGGUGUGGCAUUCAGUUGGCUCAUGUCCAAUGGUAUUUUCUUUGUUGGUUUUCUCUCAUUGGCCAUCACCACUCAGAAUCGAUUGUAUUUUGAUGCAAGUGGUCUCAUUGGUGGUACCAUUUGGGGUAUUGGUAAUUUAUGUGUCGUACCAAUUAUUAAAACUGUUGGAUUGGGUUUAGGAUUUUUAUUAUGGAGUGGAUCGAACUUGAUUGGUGGAUAUUUGGUUGGUAAAAUUGGUUUAUUUGGUGUUGAAAGAGAAGUCAUUGAUAGUGUGGGUGGAAAUGUGAUGAAUAUCUUUGGAUUGGUGUGUGGAAUUGUGAGUUUGUUAUUAUUCUUUUUCAUUAAACCACCUUCAGAGAAGAGUGGAAGUACUACUAGUGGUGGUGUGAAUGGUGGUGUGAAUGGUGGUGUGAAUGAUGAAAAGAGUAGUAAUGAUGGUGGUGGUGUGAAUGAAAAUGAUGGUGAAAAGACCAUCGAUGAGGAACAACAAGAGACUACUACUACUAGUAGUACAAUAGGAGCAAGAGCAGCUCAAGAAAAUUCCUCCUCUGCCACCUAUGGAUCGAUGGAAAAUGGAAAUGAACAUUCUUCCUUGUUGGGUGGUGGUGUUGGUGGUGGUCAUACUCGUAGUAAUGAAAAGAUUUACAACAACGAUCAUUCCUCCAUUAAUGGAAAUGUUCGAACAUUCACAAAACUUUCCAAUCAUCCUACUCUUUGCAAAUUGAUGGCCCUUAAAGAUAACAAAAUCUUUUUAAGAAUUGUGGGUAUUGUGUUGGCCAUUGUUUCAGGAUGUUUGUAUGCAGUGAACUUGACUCCUUUCAAAUUAUGGGUUCAACAUGAAAUGUAUAUUCACAAUAAGGCACCCAAUCCUAUUGACUUUGCAUUCUCUCACUUGAGUGGAAUUUAUUUAUUGAACUCUGCAGUAUUUAUUAUUUAUAUUCUCUUUAAAAAGAAUACACCACAAAUAUGGCCUAAUAUGAUUUUACCAAGUAUGAUUUGUGGUGCCAUGUGGGGCAUUGCUACACUUGGUUUAUUAUAUGCUUCUUCAUUCUUGGGAUUUACUGUUGGUUAUCCAUUAGUGGCAAUUGGACCAAGUUUAGUUUCAACCUUUUGGAAUGUGUGUGUAUUUAGAGAAAUUACAGGUUUGAGAAAUUUGAUCAUUCUCUCAUGCUCAUUGGCAUUUGCCUUAAUUGGUGUGAUUUUAUUGGCAGUGAGUCGAAUGAUUUAA